Messenger RNA from Anopheles maculipalpis, 3564 nucleotides. It is a transcript of the gene Sarm, whose product is annotated as NAD(+) hydrolase sarm1. Gene Ontology annotation, cellular component: dendrite. Gene Ontology annotation, molecular function: NAD+ nucleosidase activity; protein binding; signaling adaptor activity. NCBI's taxonomy places the organism in Eukaryota, Metazoa, Arthropoda, Insecta, Diptera, Culicidae. Gene Ontology annotation, biological process: response to axon injury; signal transduction; negative regulation of MyD88-independent toll-like receptor signaling pathway. The transcript is spliced from 8 exons. The record is from RefSeq and is a predicted model, not a curated record. Bases 13 to 3474 code for a protein of 1153 amino acids.
CAUUCACCGAUCAUGACACAGCUACUGGAGGCAACCAGUCCCGGAACGGCCUCGAGCCAGGGAAGUUCCAGCAAUGGAUCGUCCCUUUCACGGCUGAUGCGUUUCAGUCCCGGGCUGCACCAUCACACCGGCACCAUCUCACCCUUCCCGUCUGAGAUGUCCGAUAUAGCCGACACUGGUUCACCCACGCUCCAGCCACUACACACGCUGUUCACGACCACCUCCAAUGGGCCACUGGCGUCCACCACAUCCGGAUCUCUAGCAAGCGCAACCUCCACCAGCUCGAUGACCACAUCACAGGAGUUACUAAACAGCAGCAGGAGCAGCAGCAAAAGCUCCAAACUGUCGUCGUCGACGUCUUCCUCCAGCACGACCACGAAGCAUGUGGAGAAGAGUUCCUCCUCCACGCAACGCAUGUCAUCCCUAACGUCCUCCUCGAGCAGCAGCACUACAUCGGCCGCCGCGGUCAAGCAAGGCCUCGGCGAGAUGCAGAACUCGAUGGCAGAAAUGAAGAACAUGAUGGGCCACAGCAGCAGUACCUCCCAGAAUCUGUCGACCACCACCUCCUCAUCGUCCAUGAAAUCCUCAUCCGCCCUCGCGAACCAUCUACAGCAGCGCAAAAUGUCGGCCAAAAUCAACGAUAUAAAGACGAGGCUCCGCUCGUCGAUGGAUAGUCUCGAUGAUCCGCAGGCGGAUCCACUCGUUACCUUCCCGGACUCGGAAAAUGAUGACGAUCUGUCCGGUAUGGCAUCGGGCCUGAAACCGCUCGGCGCAAACGGUGCUAAUGGUAUGCUCGUACCGAACGGCACCCAUCAUCAGGCACUCGUGAACGGUUCCGCCGGUACGGUCGACACGGUCAAGUUCGAGCAGAAGAAAAUGACGUCCGAGUCAAAGACGAAGGUGAUGACGGACGGGUUUAGCAGCGAGCAGGCCACUAUCAAUUCGGCCGAAUCGAAAAAGAUGCAGGCGGGUGAGCUGCAGUACCAGGAGCAGGCUGCACUGGCCGCGAUGAGCAGCCGGAUGGAGAUGAACGGUGUGACGGCAGAAGAGAAGGGUGCCAUACUGAAGGAAGCCCGAUCGGUGAAGAUGGGUGAUUUCCAGCAGGCGGAAGCAAACAACAUUGCAGCCCACAGUCGCAAAGUGCAGAGUGAUCACUUUAGUGCGGAAAACAAGGCAAUCUCGCAGGCCCAACAAAAGCAAACGGUUUCAUCGAGCGGUAUCUUUAACCAGGAAAAGCACGUCUCCUCCACGACACAGUCCACCUUUACCAUGUCCAACACGAGCACGAUCAGUUCAUCCUCCCAGAUGAGCACACUAUCGUCGUCCUCCGCAAUGAACGGCCUGUUGGGUGAUGAGUUUCCCUCGUUCGAAGACUUUGAACGGUUGGGCAAUACGCCGGAAGAGAUCGAUAAUACGAUCAUGAAGUACUCGAAGCAUUUGGCAAGCUAUGUGCAGAAUCUGCAGCAAACGGAACAGCUCAAGAAGGCACCAACGUUGCUAAACCAUAUGAACGAAAUCAUUCGACGAGCGUGGGCCGUACCGACGCAUGGACACGAGCUCGGCGCUAGUUUGUGUGACACAUUGCGCAAUACCGGUGGACUCGAUAUACUGAUGCGAAACUGUGUGGAUAACGAUUCGGAGGUACAGUUCUCAUCCGCUCGACUGCUGGAACAGUGUCUUACGACCGAGAAUCGCACGCACGUGGUCAAGAAUGGGUUGGACAAGGUGGUAAAUGUGGCGUGCGUUUGUACGCGCAAUAAUGCGACCGAUCAUUCGCGCGUUGGCACCGGCAUACUGGAGCAUCUGUUCAAGCACAGCGAAGACACCUGCUCGAACGUGAUACGGCUCGGCGGUUUGGAUGCGGUACUGUUCGAGUGCCGGAAGAACGACGUCGAAACGCUACGGCACUGUGCGGGCGCGUUGGCCAAUCUGUCGCUGUACGGUGGGUCGGAAAAUCAGGAGGCUAUGAUCAACCGGAAGGUACCGUCCUGGUUGUUCCCGCUAGCCUUCCACAACGACGAAAACAUUAAGUACUACGCGUGCCUAGCGAUCGUGGUGCUGGUUGCGAACAAGGAGAUCGAAGCGGAAGUGAUCAAGUCCGGUACGCUGAAUCUGGUGGAACCGUUCGUAACGACGCACAAUCCGUCCGAGUUUGCCAAGUCGAACCUAGCGCACGCCCACGGUCAAAGCAAACACUGGUUGCAGCGGUUGGUGCCGGUGUUGAGUUCGAAGCGCGAAGAAGCACGCAAUCUGGCCGCGUUCCACUUCUGCAUGGAGGCGGGCAUUAAGAAGGAGCAGGGUAAUACGAACAUUUUCAAGGAGAUUGGAGCGAUCGAACCCUUGAUACGGGUGGCAAGCUCACCGAACGCGAUCGCAUCGAAGUUUGCCGCCCAGGCGUUAAGGUUGAUUGGGGAGGAGGUACCGCACAAGCUGUCUCAACAGGUGCCGCUCUGGUCGACGGAAGAUGUACGAGAAUGGGUGAAGCAGAUUGGGUUCGGGGAGUACGAGCAGAGCUUUUACGAUUCGAAGGUGGACGGUGAUCUGCUGCUGCAGAUGCAGGAUUGCAACCUGUGCAAUGAUAUCGGCAUGAAGAAUGGAAUCUUGCGGAUACGGUUUUUGCGCGAGUUGCAGAAUCUGAAGAAGAUGGCGGAUUAUAGUUCGCGCGAUCCGGAUGGACUGCACGCGUUCCUGAGUCGCAUUGGGCCGGAGUACACGAUCUACACGUACACGAUGUUGAAUGCUGGAGUGGACAUUGAAUCGUUGCGAACGUUGGACGAGGAUCAGCUGACGGCAACGUGUGGCAUCACGAACGCUAUCCAUCGGUCGCGCAUACUGCAGGUGAUCAAGAUGAACGAAUCGAUACCAUCGUUCCGUUCGGAGCAAAGUACGGAGAAAAGUUUGGACGUGUUUGUGAGCUACCGGCGAAGCAAUGGGUCACAGUUGGCGAGCUUGCUAAAGGUACAUCUGGAGCUGCGCGGCUUCUCGGUGUUUAUCGAUGUGGAGCGGUUGGAGGCGGGAAAGUUUGAUAAUAAUCUGCUGCAGAGUAUUCGGCACGCGAGACACUUCCUGCUGGUGUUGACGCCGGAUGCGUUGAACCGUUGUGUGGACGAUGUCGAGUGUAAGGAUUGGGUGCAUCGGGAAAUUGUCGCAGCUCUCAACUCGGAAUGUAACAUUAUACCGAUCAUCGAUAACUUCCAGUGGCCCGAGCCGGAAAAGUUGCCCGAAGAUAUGCGCGGUGUGUGCCAUUUCAAUGGAAUACGCUGGAUCCACGACUAUCAGGAUGCGUGUGUGGACAAAGUGGAAAGGUUCAUGCGAGCAGAAGCAAACGGUCGCGGAGGAAUGAUGGAUCAUGGCAGCAGACUGCACAGCCGCCAGCCGGGCGAUGCCACACCCUCGUCCGCCAUCUACCAGCGCAUGCACAGUAACGAUUCGGGCAAGAGCAGCGACAAGGAGAACAGCCGUAACCUCGAAUGACUAGAUGCCCCUUCGGUUGCCAAUCUGCCCCCGGUGUCGGCGUUAGGUUCGACCGGAUCGUUGAACGGUUCGCCGAGUACCAUCCCAGCU